AUCAGCAUCAGCAUCAGCAUCAGCAUCAGCAUCAGCAUCAGCAGCAGCAGCAGCAGCAACCGCAGAUACACGCACGCAUGAUGCAUACUCUUCGCAACAACAACAGCAGCAGCAGAGAUCUAUGUCCAUGCGUCAAAGCCACGGCAGCAUCAGUACGGAUCCGGCCUUGGCGGGAGUGCCCCUGAAGCAGUCACCCUCGUACCAGAUCGCGUCGUCGCUGCUCAAGCGCACUGGGUCAACAGCCCCCGCCCCUACGCGCAGGGACAGCCAAGAGCAGGUUCCCUCUGGGCUGGACCACAGGCCAACAAGCAGCUCAGUGUCGUCAACGGCGUCCAAGUGGUUCAGGCGCGGGAAGAGCCGCCAGCACAGCAAGGACAAGCUUCCACCAGCCAGCAACUACCAUUUGGACAUGAACUUUAACGAUUUGGGCAACUUUGUCGACUUGGCCAAGGUGCGCCGCCCGUCGAUCACGUCGUCAAUGGGUACGGCCGAGUCAGCGUCGCUGAGCGCAGGCCACGGCACGGGUGACAGCGGCAGGGAGGAUAACGCGGGCGGUAGCACGCAGUUUGCGUCAUCGGACGCUGUCCCAUUGUAUGCUGCUGAGCGGCGGCGGCAACAGCAGCAGCAGCAAGGGUCGGUGUCUGGCAACCGGCCACACCGCAGAUCUGCUGGGUCUGGCACCAGCCCCAUGUUGAAGGAGGCGAUAGUCGCGGGUAACCGCUCGGUGGCAUCCAGCCUCCAGGGCGGUAUCGCGCGCAUGUCCAGCAUGGGGUCGAUGGUGAACACGGACACGUCGACGUCUCAAAAGUCCGAGUCAGUGCCAUGCUUUGGCGAGUACUCAUGGCAGCACCGCGACUCAUCGAUCAAGUCGCGGCGGCCGACGGCAGCGCUGGGCGAGGACGAGGCGGAGAGCGAGUACGAGUACGCAGGGUCGAUUAAUGACCACGGAUCGGUGCGGUCCGUGGCAAACUUCGAGGACAAGCAGCAGCCGUAUAUGCAGUUCACAGACCCGUGGGUGGCCGACCGCAAUCAGCGACAGACCAUACACACGGGGAACUCGGACAUUAUGCUGUCGUCCCCGGUUGACCGCCGCAACCAGUCGCUGAAUAACCUGCGCGGGCCUGGGCGGCCUCAGGCCGAGCACGCCGAGCAUGCGAGCGGAGGCGGCGGCGGUGCGCUCAGGGCCGAGUACACGCCGCGCAAGUCGGAGCCGUGGGCGCCACCCGAGUCGUGGGCCGUGCUACCGACGGCGCAGGAGGGCGUCGACGAGGCCGGCGCGGCAGCCGGGCUGUCCAACGACCCAGUGCCCGACGGCGACGGCGCGUCCAGCGACAGCGACGUAUCGGACGAUGGAAGCAUGUACUCGCUGCGCAUCUACAAGGAGGACUCGACGUUCGGCACAUUCCACUGCCGGCUAUCGACGACGACGGCCGAGUUCAUGAGCAUGGCGGCCAAGAAGUUCUUCAUCCCUGACAUUACGCGCUACUGCUUGUACAUGCAGAAGGCCAAUGGGCUGGACCGCACCCUGGGCCCGACCGAGCGGCCGGCCAACAUUCUCAAGAAGUACCUGGAGCAGAUGGGGUACCGGCCCGAGGACAACAUCACGCUGCAGGGCCGCGAGGACAACAGCUACCUGUGCAAGUUUUCGCUGUCCAAGGCAGCCAUCCCGCGCGUGUCGCCGCAUAUCGAGGUUGAAGUCAGCUCGUUCCAGUACAUCGACCUGCGCGCGCGCAAGCUGCAGACCGUGCCAGUCUUCCUGUACGCGCACGCCAGCAAGAUCGUGUCGCUCAACAUGUCCAAAAACCCCGGGCUCAACUUCCCAGCCGACUUUGUCCAGCUAUGCAGCAGCCUGCGCGAACUGCGACUCGCCACCUGCCAGUUCUCGCGGUUCCCCAACAGCAUCCAGUUCUCGCCGGGGCUGGCGUUCCUGGACCUGUCGGGCAACGACAUGCGCCGCAUGCAGCGCGCGCCGCUGGACCGGCUCACGCAUCUGACGACGCUGAUGCUGCGCAACAACCGGCUCGUCGAGCUGCCCGAGUCGCUAGCGCACCUGCGCGCGCUGCGCGUGCUGAACGUGUCCAACAAUAACCUGGCGGCGUUCCCGCUGGUGGUGACGCGGCUGGCAGCGCUCGAGGACCUGGACGUGUCGCUCAACCGCAUUCCCAGCAUCCCCGACGCCAUUGCGGCGCUGGCCAAGCUCGCGCGGCUCAACGUUAUGGGCAACGCGUUGAGUGGCACGCUGCCCGACGGGCUGGGGCGCCUGGCCAAGCUCGAGGAGCUGGACGUGCGCCAGAACAAGCUCCAGGAUUUGGGCAUCACGUCGGAACUUGUCGGCCUGCGGCUGCUGUUCACCGAAAGCAACAUGGUGACGCGCGCGCACAUGGACCUCACGUGCGCCGUGGCUGUCAGCCUGCGUGCGAACAAGCUGACGCAGUUCUACCUGACCAACCUGGCGCACACGCUGGUCAACCUGGAUCUGUCGCUGAACCAGCUGACGGAGCUGCCGUCGGACACGUUCAUGCACCUGCCGAUGCUCGAGCAUCUGGUGCUGGACAGCAACCACAUUGUCAGCAUCCCGUCGUCGGUCGGGAACCUGAGCAAUCUGGUGCAUCUGAGCUGCGCCAACAACGUGCUGUCGCUGAUCCCCAUCGAGCUGACACGUCUGGAGAAGCUGACGACGCUGGACCUGCACAACAACAACCUCAAAAUGCUGCCGCCGGAGAUCUGGCUGAUGCCCAAGCUCUCGUCGCUUAACCUGUCGUCCAACCUGCUCGAGCAGUUCCCGCACCCGAGCAUGCUAGAGAACCUGCGCCGCCAGCAGGGCGCGUCCAGCAGCGUGCGUGCUGUGGCCGCGGCCGCCGCAGCCGCCGUCGCCGCUGCACAGCGCAACGGCACGAAGGCGCCGAUGGGCAACCGCGUGGCGCAGAGCAUCCAGAUGUCGUCGAUCUCGCUGCCCAGCACGCGUCAGACUAGCCCAAUGGCGCGCGCGGCGUCCGAGACCGGCGCCGACUUGGUGAGCCACAACGGCGACUCGCUGACGGUAACGCCACCCGAGCGCAUGCGCAACCGGUCGACCGACGCCGGCCGCGUGCAGCCUCCGCCACCGGUCAAGCGGUAUACCGUAUCGGAUCCGCCGCCACUGUCGCUGUCGCUGCGCGAGCUGCGCAUGGGCGACAACAACAUGGAUGACGAGGUGUUCACGCUGAUGGCGUUUCUGCCCGAACUGCGCGUGCUCAACCUGUCGUACAACGAGCUCUACGACCUGCCGCCGUCGGCCAUGGCGCACAUGCGCAAGCUCAACGAGCUGUACCUGUCGGGCACGCAGCUCAGUACGAUCCCUGAGGAGGAGCCCAAUGCAGCGUUCUGGCGUAGCCUGCGCCUGCUCAACAUCAACGGCAAUAAGCUACAGACGCUGCCAUCGUGGCUGGCCAAGAUCCAUGGGCUCUCUGUGCUCGACGUGGGCAGCAAUGUGCUCAAGUACAACAUCACCAACUGGCCGUACGACUGGAACUGGAACUGGAACACAGGGCUCAAAUACCUGAACUUCUCGUACAACGAGCGCUUCGAGAUCAAGGGCGCGCACCUGCACACUAAGGUGUUUCAUGACCAUGCCAAGCUGGUCGGUGGCAACAGCGGAACGUCGCCCAACGGUGGGCCCGCGCGUGACCUGUUCAACUUUAUUGCCAAGGACCCGCCCAAGUCCGACUGCGUCUCGGACUUUUACCAGCUCAAUGACCUGCGCAUCCUGGGACUCCUGCAGCUCACUAUCAUGGUUCCGCUGCCCGACGAGACGCCCAACCGCCGCAUCCGCACGACCGAUCCGAUCAAGCGAGUGAAGUACGGGAUUGCUGAUACGCUGGGCCACGAGGACCGCGUGUCCUCGUGGGACCUGGCAUCGUCACGCUUCCGCAUGACCGACGACGAGUGUCUUUUCGGCCUAUUCCACGCGCGCGAAAGCACCACAGCGAGCUCGGCCAUCAGCAAGUACCUGUGCGAUAACUUCCUGUACCUGUUCCGCGAGGAGCUCGAAAAAAUCACCGAUCAGAUCCAGAGCGAAGAGGCCGAGUCCAGACGCAGUGGUGCCGAUCAGCACCACGUGUCGUCGGCCGCCGAUUCCAGCGGCGGUGGCAAGAAGGCGGUUAAUUUUGCUGAGACACUGCCGUCGUCGUCCAGCGCGCCUGAGGACAAUGGCAACCGCGCGACGAGGCUCAGCGACGAGCAAGUGCAGGCUGCGCUGCGCCGCACGUUCCUGACGCUCAACAAGGACCUGGGCACACACAAUCGGCAGCUUGUUGCGGCCGCGGCGGCCGCCGAGGUGUACACCGCCCGUACGGCACGGAUGUCGUCGCCACCGGUUCCCGACGAGCCGACUCUCAGCAGCCAGCAUCAUCAGCACCAGCAUCAGCAAACGGCAGUGGCAGCGAGUCAGGCGCACCGCCUAACGUCGGCCGAACUCAACAUGCCCAGGCGCAGCUCCUUCGACCCCAAGGGCGCCGACAGCGCGGCCAGCGACAACCAGUGCGGCUCGACAGCCAUAGUGGCGUACAUCCACGGGCGCACACUGCACGUGGCCAACGUCGGCGACGCACUGGGCGUGGUUAGCCGGCGCGGCACGCCAUUUAUGCUGUCGAAGCGACACGACCCGUAUGACGUCAGCGAGAUCGUGCGCAUUCGGUCGAUCGGCGGGUACAUCACGCAGCAGGGCAAGGUGCAGGGCCAGACGGAUAUCACACGCGCCUUCGGCUACUUCCACCUGCUGCCGUACGUCAACGCCGACCCGACAAUCAUGAGCAUGGAGCUGACCGAGGCCGACGAGUUCCUGAUCAUGGCCAACCGCCCCGUGUGGGACGUUAUCACGCCGCAGAUUGCCGUUGACAUCGCGCGCAAGCACCGCCGCGACCCGCGAUUGGCGGCCGCGCGCGUGCGCGACCAUGUCAUCGCCUACGGCGUGACCAAGAGUAUUAUGGUCAUGGUCAUUGGCUUUGGGCCGAUGUUCACCAAGAACACUGGCCGGCCUAUGCGCGGCUUCAGCGUUCGCGACAGCAUUUACCCGGGCGUCCCCGACAACCGCGCAAAGUACGCGAUUUCGCGCCGCAUGUCGCGCAGCCCCUCUUCGGCCAUGGCGUCCGGCUUUGCGUCGCGCACCAGCGUCUCGCACCCGCUAAGUUCAGCCGACGGCCGCGGCUUCCCUAGCAUGCACCCGAUCCCCGGCGCGCACCAGACGAAUCCGAUCACGCUGCCGCAGAGCGCCGCCUACGAUUUUUCGGACGACUUUGAUGAGUUUUCGGCCGUGUCCUCGUCGCGCACGCGGCGCCAGCGCGACCGCGAUGUCAACGCGCGGCCCGGCGACUCGACUCUGGCGCGGCUCGAGCGCGAGGUGCCACCGCCGGUCGGCGAGGUUGUCCUGGUGUUUACGGAUGUGAAGAACUCGACCAUCCAGUGGGAGACCAACCAGGUGGCGAUGCGCAGCGCGAUCAAGGUACACAACAGCAUUAUGCGCCGAUUGCUCCGGUCCAUUGGCGGCUACGAGGUCAAGACCGAGGGCGACGCCUUUAUGGUCAGCUUCCCAACUGUCGCCAGCGCCCUGCACUGGUGCCUGGCCGUGCAGAUGACCUUUCUCACCGCUGACUGGCCGCAGGAAACGCUGGACUCACCACACGGGUGCCCGAUAUACUGGCCGCCCGACGAUAAUGCUGGCGCCGACGGUGGCAAGGGCGGUCGCUCCAGCGGCACGCACGCUGAGAGCGGGGGCAAGCAUCUGAUCUACCGCGGACUGCGCGUGCGCAUGGGCAUGCACCUGGGCAGCCCAGUUUCGGAGGAGGACCCGAUCACCCGGCGCAUGGACUACUUUGGCCCCAUGGUCAAUCGCGCAUCCCGCAUCAGCGGCGCGGCCGAUGGCGGCCAGGUGUAUGUGUCGCAGGAUGUCAUGGACGAGGUGUACGCUAUCCUGGGCAUAUUCGAGACCGCCGACCAUAAUGGCAUCACAGAUAUGAGCCAGAUCAUUGACGAGCCGUCUUUGGCCCGCGACGUCCAGGCCCUGAAGAACCUCGGCCUGUGCGCUAUCCAAGUUGGAGAGAUCAAGCUCAAGGGUCUCGAGUCACCCGAGUUUGUGUCCAUGGUUUACCCCGCCCAGCUCCGUGGUCGCAUCGACAUGCAGAUCCAGGAGGAGGAGGAGGAGCAGCAGAAGCAGAAGCAGAUCCUGCUCGAGCAGCAGCAGCAGAAGCAGCAGCAGCGGAAGAAGAAGCUGCAGCACCAGCAAGGGAUAUCGCAGCGCGAGGCAUCAUCGGCCAGUUUCAAGCUAGCCAACAGCAAUGGCUCUAGCAAGCAUCUGGCCUCGUAUGCCAACCUGCCCCACUCGUUAUCUGCGAGCCAGCUCCAGCGCCCGUCUAUCGAUGAUGGUUCCCUGCUUGAGUACUCCGAGUCCGCGUACAGCCCCUAUACGGUCUCGACGCGGUCAUCGCCCCGCGGAUCGUUCAGUCGGCCGACGCCCACGCAGGCGCACCAACGCAAUAUGCGCGAGCUCUCGAUGGAGCUGGCGGCAGUGACCAGCAGCACCGAGGCCCGCAGUCGGUUGCGGCAGAUCGGCGACAUGCCCCUGUGGUCGGCACCCAUCACUCGACGCUCCGUAUCUCUUCUGCAGAACAAGGUUCUCGGACCCGAGAUCCUCGAGUGCGUCGGCGAGGACGCUAGCGGCGGCAAUAGCAGCAGCCUGGACGAAGACAGCUACCACUUGGUGCCCGAGAUUGAGAUUGAGGACGGCGAUGUGGCUGGGCGCAAGUUCAGCGACCGCAGCAGUGUUGCGAGACUCGGCCUGGGAUCUGUUUUUUCUUUGAGCCCGCGUCCGUCAGUGUUCAUGCCCCCGUACUACGCGUACUUGCAUGGAUCAGCUGGCUCGUCGCCCAUGUGGAGCCGUCAAGGGUCUGUCUCGUACUUUGGCAACCAGCCGAUGCCCCCCGCUUAUGCGUGGCAAAACGCAACGGCGCCGGGAAUUCGCCAGCUGUCGCGUAGCAGCGUCGACAUGUCUCUGGCCGCCCGUGCCGCUGCUGCAACUAACAGCAGGAUGAAUUCCGUGGACAUGCGCGCAAUCGACCUUGUCCAACUCGAGCUGCUCUACCGGCUCAUCUACCGGCUACAGAUCCUGGCCGUCGAACCGGACACUGAAAUGGUCCUGCCGUCCUUCGAGUACUUUGUCGUGCAUAGGGUCGAUGACCUGGCUUCCUACCGAAUUCACCGCGCGUCCACAGUCUCAGUUGCCAGCCUGCCGCAUCAUCAGCCGAUUGCGUCCAAAUACAAGCGCCAGUACCACGCUGACCAGCAGCCCAGCAUCUCGUCUAUCGAGGAGAUACCGGAGGACCAUGUUUCAGGCGAAAGCAGGGAUGGCUAUUUCGGUGACACGUCGCAGCAGCCCACGUCCUCGGAAGUGACUGGGUCAUCGACGGCGAUUGAGCCAAGCAGCGCGCAGCCGAGAUCAGCAUCGCCGACGCUGAUACAGCAUGCGGCUGCGCACACGCCGCUGUCGCACAGACACACACAGUCAGCGUUGGCCGCUGUCACCCCAUCGCAGUUGGAGGAUUCGUCGGAGAAGGCCACCCAUGCUGCGCAGCAGCUCCCCUUAGCGCUCAAUGAGCCGCCUGUUCCGCUUUAUUUGGCCGAGGAUAUGUCGCACCAGCAUCUGGUCGCUAUAUUGGCCAUGUUGGUUCGUCAGAUCGAAUGCGCGGUCGAUUCCCUGGAAACGCGGCUAGUUGGGAAAUCAAGGCCUGCGGGUGCGGGUGUGGGUGCGAAGUUUGGGCUGGAGGCGCGUAAUGAUAGCAAGAUGGAUGAGGAUAUUGUGGGUAAUCGUGCGUUAAGCCUUGCGCUUGAGCAGGUUGCUAAUGCUAGUACUUGGAAACGCGGAGGACUGGAUAGUGUUGGGUUUGAGUGGACGCCCGAGCACAUUCUUUGUGCGUUAGAGGCGUAUGCCAAUAAGCUUGAGCAGAUGGACUCGCUUUGAACGGAAAAUAAUAAUAUUCUAUUAAACAUUUAUGCCACGCUUUUAUGUCGUUUUAUUUUUACAUUUACAUUUAUUUGUUUGUUUGUAAGUGUAAGUGUAAGGAAUAAAAUAAACAAUAUCGGAAUAAGAGCAUACGAUUAGACAUUGCGCCUGCGCGCUGCAAAUUUAAGUCAUGUAACAGAGAACAGUAGCUUUUGUUUUGUAUUUUUGUUUUUGAGGACACAUGGCAUACCAGGGAGCACUCUGAGCUGGUAAUCAUUUUACGUUUAUAUUUCAGAAAAUGAUAAGUACGAUUUAGAACAGUG
Kickxella alabastrina is the source of this 8295-nucleotide messenger RNA. RefSeq lists its product as uncharacterized. The record is from RefSeq and is a predicted model, not a curated record. The transcript has a single exon. Gene Ontology annotation, molecular function: protein binding. Lineage: Eukaryota; Fungi; Kickxellomycota; Kickxellomycetes; Kickxellales; Kickxellaceae. Gene Ontology annotation, biological process: intracellular signal transduction; cyclic nucleotide biosynthetic process. The coding region runs from base 122 to 7990 and encodes 2622 amino acids.